Molecule: messenger RNA, 1233 nt
Organism: Linum tenue
Lineage: Eukaryota; Viridiplantae; Streptophyta; Magnoliopsida; Malpighiales; Linaceae
Source: the annotation of a GenBank genome assembly
AUGGUGGUGUGGAUACAAUUGCCGGCCUUCCCGGUGCAUUUUUAUCACAAGGAGAUCCUUUUCACGCUAGGGAAUAUGAUUGGCCGAUCAAUCAAACUAGACUUCCACACGCAGCAUCAACAGCGCGCGAAGUUUGCCCGUAUGGCGGUGGAGCUGGAUCUUUCCAAGCCUCUAGUAACGCGUGUCCGAUUAGAUAGGAAAUGGCAAUACAUAGAGUAUGAGAAUCUGCCUGCAGUUUGUUUCGAAUGCGGAAAAAUUGGACACUCAAUGUCGGCUUGCCCGUCCCUGGCGGCGAACACGCCAGCAGUCACCACCGGAGCUUUGAAAAGGGUACCGGAGGGCUGGUCGGAGACUUCGUCGGAGGAUAAGACCGGAUUUGGUCCUUGGAUGCAGGUAACGAGACGGUCACGGCGCGGAUCGCGGGCUGCUGAGAAAGGAAAUACUGGCGCGACGCAGGGAGAGUUGACAAAUUUUGGUAAAGCUGGAAAAGGAAAGAUUUCGACCAGAAAUAUGGAAGGCUCUAACGGGCAGAAAGAGUCACCAAGCCAACGGGAGGAGAUGGUGCGGGGCGGAUUACAUGAAAAAGGAAAGACAGCUGGGGUAGGGCAACGUAAUGGGAAGGAAGGAGUAGGUAGGGAGGUGACGGAAGUGGCAACUGGAGGCAAAGGGGUUCUUGGGCCUAUUCCCUCUUCCUCAGCUGCGGGCCCAACGCUAGGAGCUAAUAAGGCGGCUUUUAAAUCCCGGACCAAGGAGGCGGGCUCAACCUCUACCAGUAGUGGGCCUAUAGCAAGCUUAGGCCCUGCCACGCAGAUGUCCAACAAAGGUCUAAGUUCCCCAAGCCCACCUCCAUUGCAAGAGUUCCCUGGCCCCAAUGCCACGGUCAUCCAGGUGGUGACAGUUCCAUCCAUUGACAGCCAGAAGGAAGCGGAUCGCAAGGCAGAGACCCCGUCGACGGCAGCUCGGACAAGGAAGCAAGCUGAGGAGAAAAAGAAGAAAUCUAAACCUCGCAAGUCGCCGAAGAAAGUCGCCGCCAGAGCCCUCCAAGUCUGGACACCUGUCAAAGAAAAGAAGACCAAAUCUAGAACUAGAAUGGCAACUCUGACUCUCCAAGAAAUAGCUGCGUGGACGGGUGCAGCGAAGUCGGGUCAAUCGGAGGAAGCCUUGGUGAACUUAGCAGAGGAGCCGAGUCCGAUUGAGGCCUGUAUUUCGGCCGCCCCAGAUUCUGCUUCCUAG